Molecule: messenger RNA, 744 nt
Organism: Amphimedon queenslandica
Lineage: Eukaryota; Metazoa; Porifera; Demospongiae; Haplosclerida; Niphatidae
Product: transient receptor potential cation channel subfamily A member 1-like
Exons: 4
Coding region: 83-628 (181 amino acids)
Biological process (GO): monoatomic ion transmembrane transport
Cellular component (GO): transmembrane transporter complex
Molecular function (GO): transmembrane transporter activity
Source: RefSeq, a predicted model, not a curated record
UGGGUCACAGUUCGAAGCAGGCUCUGACGAUAUUCAGUUUCCAUUUGCUUCCUAUGUACUGUGGAUCCUGUUCCUAAUCCUUAUGCCCAUUCUAUUCAUCAAUUUACUGGUCGGUCUUGCUGUUGACGAUAUCAAGGGGAUGCAGGAAUCAGCUGGAAUCAACCGUCUUGCCCUGAGAGUUGAGCUCACCCUUACAGUAGAGGAGUACCUCCCAUUGUGGCUGAGGAAAAGUCUUAUUGUUGGUAGACACACAAUAUACCCCAACAAGAAGCUCGGAAUCAUCAAGCAUCUCCUUUACAAUGUACUUGGAAUCUUGAGAUCUGAUUCUGCUGAGAAUAUCAAAAAUGCACUAAAUGCACCUCCAGCGCCAAUUGAGGAGGUUCAGCAGCAGAAUCAAGCUCUAGCUAGGCGUGUUGAUGAUCUAUGCUCAAGUGUUGAGACACUUUCUGAACAGAAUGAGAGGCUACUAGCAGUGGUCUCAGCUCUUGCCGAGAGCCAGGGUGUGGCUAGUCAUGUUUCUGGGAUUCCCCCAUCUUCCCCUGCUCACAGUUUGAAACCUGCUCCUGGUAGUACCUCUCGGGGUCGUAGCCCCUCGGCUCUCUCUGAGAAGACAACCUCAUUUAUCUGACCAGUUUAAAACAAAGAAAACUCUAAAACUGCUAUAGUUUUUUAUUAGUUUAUUUUGCUGCUUUAUUUUUAACAUUAAUACCGAAAGUAGUUUUCUAUGUCCUCCCCUUAUUUACC